UCGUCGUUUUUGCAGUUUUCCAUUACUUUCACUCCCAUAUUGUCAGAGUGGCCAAUUCCAGUGAACUUUAACGACUUUUCCAUCUUGUAAUCGACAUUCACAUAUAUUUUUGAAGCGAAACAGUAUUGGGUAUUGUCCAACAAAUUCAUAAGUUGCAGUUGAGAUUCACUUUUUUUAGGACUUUUGAGCAAAAACAGUUAUCUGACUUGUGGGCGAAUAGAGUCUGGGUUGUACACAAAAAAGUUAAUUUUUCGCAAAAGAGUAUCUGGGUUUUGAAAAGAUGGGGAAUCGAUUUAUUUGCAUGACGAAGAAGGAAAAUGGGAGGAAUGGAAUAGGGUCAAGGAGUAAAAGAAUGGAGAGAUCAAAGAGGAGGUCUUUAUUAGAAGAGGAGUUACUGCACAGGCAAGCUUUGUCAAUGGCAAUUCAGCAGCAUCAGUUGUCUCAGAGAUUUGAGAGCUCAGUGUCCAGACGUAUUGGAUCCACCACUUCUCGUCGCCGCACUGAUUUGUCUGAAUCUUCUUUGCCAAAUUCUAAGCAGUUACCAGAAUUUUUGGAGAGCAUCAAAACAAAGAAGUUCAUUUUGGUUCAUGGAGAAGGAUUUGGAGCUUGGUGUUGGUACAAAACUAUUGCUCUGUUGGAGGAAACAGGAUUGCUUCCCACAGCCAUAGAUCUCACUGGAUCGGGGAUUGAUCUGACAGAUACAAAAGAUGUUACAACACUGGCGGAUUACUCAAAACCAUUGAUUAAUUAUCUGGAAAACUUGCCUGAGGAUGAAAAGGUAAUUUUGGUAGGUCACAGUAUUGGAGGUUCUUGUGUUUCCUAUGCCUUGGAGCUUUUCCCACAGAAAAUUGCGAAAGCAGUAUUUCUUUGUGCUACAAUGAUAUCUGAUGGACAGAGGCCUUUUGAUGUGUUUGCCGAAGAGCUUGGGUCGGUAGAGCUUUUCAUGAAGGAGUCUAAGUUUUUAAUUUAUGGGAAUGGUAAAGAGAAGCCUCCUACUGGCUUCAUGUUUGAGAAGGAGCAGAUGCAUGGGCUAUAUUUCAAUCAAUCUCCUGCAAAGGAUGUUGCUUUGGCAAUGGUUUCAAUGAGACCCAUUCCUCUUGGUCCAAUAAUGGAGAAGCUAUCAUUGACACCUGAAAAAUAUGGAACAAGUCAUAGAUUUUAUGUCCAGACAUUGGAUGAUCAUGCUCUUUCACCAGAUGUCCAAGAAAAACUUGUGAGGGUAAACCCUCCUGAAGGUGUUUUCAAGAUCAAAGGCAGCGACCAUUGCCCAUUCUUUUCGAAGCCACAGUCACUGCAUAAGAUUUUGGUUGAGGUUGCUCAGAUUCCAUAGGAAUGAAUGCUUAUAUGAAAAGAAACCAGAGAUAUUGGAAAAUUGCUUUUGUUAGAGGCUGUACAAUCUGUUCCACGAGAGUUGUUGGUUGUAUAGAAGAAAAAUUGGUUCGGUCAUCAUGUUUCAUAUCCAUUUUCAUAUUUGCUUGAAAUACAUUCGGUUAGAGUUACCCAACGUUAUAGUGAUCAGCUGUUUGGUUCUAUCCAUUAUUAGUUUCUCUAUAAACACAUGAUGAGACAA
Molecule: messenger RNA, 1570 nt
Organism: Solanum dulcamara
Lineage: Eukaryota; Viridiplantae; Streptophyta; Magnoliopsida; Solanales; Solanaceae
Product: putative methylesterase 12, chloroplastic
Exons: 5
Coding region: 281-1330 (349 amino acids)
Biological process (GO): salicylic acid metabolic process; jasmonic acid metabolic process
Molecular function (GO): methyl salicylate esterase activity; methyl indole-3-acetate esterase activity; methyl jasmonate esterase activity
Source: RefSeq, a predicted model, not a curated record